Molecule: messenger RNA, 1829 nt
Organism: Psylliodes chrysocephalus
Lineage: Eukaryota; Metazoa; Arthropoda; Insecta; Coleoptera; Chrysomelidae
Source: the annotation of a GenBank genome assembly
CAAACAGCUGUGUUAACUGUCAAAUGACUGUCAAAAUACUCUAAAAGACGAGUCAAUGUCAAUAAAAAUAAUUAUUCAUAAAUGAAUGAACAUUUAAGUAUUAUUUUAUCAUUGAAUGCAGUAAGACAAAGAAAAUUAGUAUCCAAAUAAUAAUGUUCAUUUUUUGUUAAUAUAUGGGAUCUUACAUAUCAAGAAGAAUGUCUGAAGAUGGUAGUAGUUCACGACCUGAAUCAGGAUCAGGAUACUCAGACUCUGAUUCCGACCAGGAUGUUCAAAAUUAUAGGCAUAUACUUAGAAGUUUGAUAAAUAAUGGUCAACUGCACUUAGUUUCCCCUGUAUAUGAGAAUUAUAUUGGACCACGGAUGCCAAAAAUUAAAGCCAAACCUAACACUAAAAUUUUGGAUAAAAGUGCAUUUUCCACUUUAACAAAACAAUCAUCAGGAAUAGGAGAACCAAAACACAAGAAAUUAAAAGAAAACAAUGUCGCCAGGAUGAUGAUUGGUAGAGAGGAGGGAUCUAACGGGGUUGGUUUUUCGCAAAGAAUGAAAUGUCAAAUAGCAAACAUGUUUUUACCUAACAAAAUGUCAUUACUAGACACUUCACCCGGAAAAGUAUUUUGCGGAGUAUUUUCCAAAAGCGGUAAUAGGUUCAUUACAGCAUCGCAAGAUAGAAGUAUUCGGAUAUAUGAUUCUGCCGGUGGGCCUUAUAAGUUUCUUCAUUCAAUCUCUGCCAGAGACGUUGGAUGGAGCAUUAUAGAUGUCGCUUUCAGUCCUGAUAAUGAGCAUUUUGUUUAUUCCACUUGGUCGUCAGCGCUCCACUUAUGUUCAGUCAAUGAAGAUAAUGAUCAUCAGGAACCGCUGGGCUUGCUUAGAAGCAGCAGACGAUUUUGCGUAUUUUCGGUUGUGUUUUCUUCAGACGGCAAAGAACUAUUAGGUGGAGCUAACGAUGGUUGUCUGUACAUUUAUGAUUUAGAACGUCACAAAAGAAGCUUAAAAAUACCAGCUCACGAAUAUGACGUAAAUAGCGUCGUAUUCGCUGAUAAUUCCUCUCAAAUCAUCUACAGCGGUGGAGACGAUGGUCACGUUAAAGUAUGGGACAGACGAACUUUAAUUGAAACGUCUCCAAAACCGGUAGGCGUACUUGCCGGACAUAUGGACGGUAUUACAUUUAUAGAUUCUAAAGGUGAUGGCAGGUACUUAAUAUCGAAUAGUAAAGAUCAAAGCAUAAAGUUGUGGGACGUAAGAGUUUUUUCUGGAAGUCAGGCGGCUGAAAAUACCCUAAAAGCGGUUACGGAGCAAACGUGGGAUUAUAGGUGGCAAGAAGUACCAAAAAAGUUAUAUUCCAGAAGCAAAUUAGAUGGCGAUACGUCCGUGAUGACUUACAAAGGGCAUGUUGUGAUAAAAACUUUAGUAAGAUGUAGAUUUUCUCCUUUAGAAACUACCGGUCAAAGAUAUAUUUAUACGGGGUGCGGUAGAGGUAGAGUGGUCGUAUACGAUGCUUUAACCGGUGAAAUAGUAGAAGCAUUGAGAGGUCACGUGGCGUGCGUCAGGGACGUCGAUUGGCAUCCUACUCGAAACGAAAUACUAAGUUCUUCUUGGGAUGGGACUGUCGGAAAAUGGGUAUAUUCCAAUAUGGAUUUUUCGAAAGAAAAAGAAAAACCAGAGAAAGAGAUGGAAGAUAAAUGCAGCGAUUCUGAGACGAGAGAUAGGCGUAGAUCUAUUACGAAAAGGCGUAUGGAAACAAGAUCGUCUAGAGCGAAGUGAUAUUUUAUUUAUGCUAAAUAUUUUAUUCAUAUUUUUAUAAAGUGUAAAUAAAUCUAUUAACACCAA